AUCGAUGUCAUGAAUGCCGAUCCCGAUUAAUUUACAUUCGCACAAAAAUGUCAACAACGACGGAAGAAAAUGAUGAUGAUGAGAUAACGAUAGAACCAUCAAGGGCCUUCACCGAGGCACUUGUUGAACAGGUUAAUAAGGAAGAUGUUCAAGCCAUGGUGGAACUACAGAAAGAUAUGUUGUCUAGGUAUGAAAAAACCAAUGAAAUGUUGAUAAAUUUUAACAUGCUUUCAUCUGCUCGAUGUGAAGCUACAACACAGGAAUUUCGACAACAUACUAUUGUUCUUGGACAAAUGAAAGCAGACUUGGAUAUUGUGUUCAGGAGAAUAAGGUCUUUAAAACAAAGACUCGGGACUUUGUAUCCAGAGGCUUUUGCAGCAUGUAGUGAUGUUUACAACAUCUUGGAGAAUAGUGAAGAGGAGAAGGAAGAGGAGAAGGAAGAAGAGGCAAAGAAGGUGAAGAGCCCUGUAAAGAUCAGUGUUACAGACACGACAAUGAGUGAGCAGCGCACCCAUGAGACCAAUCAUGGUGUAGAAGACUCUGAUGUGAAAAUUGUACAAAAUGACCAAGCAGUGUUAAGUGAUGAAUUCAUGGGUAGCUGUGCUGUGAAACAGGGUGAUCAUGUACAUAAUGAUUGUGGUGCAAAAUCCAGUGAAGUCUCAUCAUCCAGUGAAAGUUUUACCUCACCAAACAUAAUCAAUGAUGUAAAAAAUCACAACACAGAGGCAUCGAGUAUUGGGCCAAAUAACAUUGCCGAAAAAGAGCAAACAAUAUGACACAAUAAUUUUUAGCUUUGUAGUAUUACAUGUGACUAGCUUUUUUGUUAUAAUUUUAGGAAAGUCUGUUAAAAUAAAAUUAUUCGCUUACUAUG
This is a messenger RNA of Magallana angulata, 871 nucleotides long. RefSeq names its product kxDL motif-containing protein 1-like. Gene Ontology annotation, cellular component: BORC complex. The coding region runs from base 48 to 776 and encodes 242 amino acids. Gene Ontology annotation, biological process: lysosome localization. The record is from RefSeq and is a predicted model, not a curated record. NCBI's taxonomy places the organism in Eukaryota, Metazoa, Mollusca, Bivalvia, Ostreida, Ostreidae. The transcript is spliced from 4 exons.